Brettanomyces nanus is the source of this 1482-nucleotide messenger RNA. RefSeq lists its product as uncharacterized. The transcript has a single exon. Gene Ontology annotation, biological process: cardiolipin acyl-chain remodeling. Gene Ontology annotation, molecular function: A2-type glycerophospholipase activity. The record is from RefSeq and is a predicted model, not a curated record. The coding region runs from base 1 to 1482 and encodes 493 amino acids. Gene Ontology annotation, cellular component: mitochondrial inner membrane. Lineage: Eukaryota; Fungi; Ascomycota; Pichiomycetes; Pichiales; Pichiaceae.
AUGGCUACUACUAAAACGGCAAAACCAGAUCUCACAAAGCUUCCCGGCUACUCGGGAACAUUAAAAGAGCUCCCAGUGAAAGACAGCUUAUAUACGGUUCCCGGAUCGUUCAAAUUCUAUUUCAAGGGUAACUCGGCUGAGUACUAUGAAAAGCAAUUACUAUCGAAUCUUCCGUUUUAUCCAGAACCAAACGAGAAUCGUCGUGCCGAAGUGGUUAACACUCCGGUUGACGAUAAAGGUAAUUACAUUCACGAGUUCUAUAUAGAGAACACAGCCUCGUACGACCAAAACGGUGAGGAUCCACCUGAAAUUGUUCUCAUACAUGGAUAUGGAGCUGCACUUGGUUUCUUUUUCACUAACUUUGAAGGCCUUACUUCUAUUCCGGGUACUAAGCUUCAUGCCAUCGAUAUGUUGGGCUUUGGGUUAUCCAGUAGACCCAACUUUCCUAGAAUCAAAGCAGAUUCUGUGGACAAUGUGAAGAAGGCCAAUGGCUUUUUCAUUGAUUCGCUAGAAAAAUGGAGGAUUUCAAGAGGAAUCAAUGCCCCAUUUGUUCUUAUGGCUCAUUCGUUAGGCGGGUACUUGGCUUGUGCUUACUAUUUGAAGUAUGGCAAAGGAAAAGUAUCGAAAAUGGUGAUGAUUUCUCCUGUGGGUGUUGAAAGAAGCGAUUUGUCACUUUUGAAUGAUUCCAACGGGACCCCAGAACAGGACAAAAGUGUUGACGAGCAGUAUAGAAUUGCCAGAGAGCAAGGAGUGGACGUUAAAAGAGAAAUUAGCGGCACGAUGAUGCCUAAAGAAGAGGAGCAAGAGAAUGAAACCACAAGCAAGGCUAUAGAUGAUCGUCUCUCUAUUGCUUCAGAUGCCUCGGAGGACGAAAUAAGCAGCCUGAUGACUCAGGUCCGUGGUAGAGUACAACCAGGAAAGCUUCUUACCGGUAUGUGGGAGAAGAACUUUUCACCUUUGCAACUUGUGAGAAUAAUGGGACCGUUUGCCGCUAAGCUCACAUCCAUCUGGGUCGGAAGUCGUUUCUCCAAGGUGGAAAAUGAAACUCAGAUCCGUCAGGUUACAGAUUAUAGUACCAAGAUUUUCCUCACCAAAGGAUCUGGUGAAUAUGGACUCACACGCAUCCUUGCACCUGGCGCUCUUGCUCGAAUUCCGCUUUUGGACGUAAUUCCGAAGAACAUCGAUAUAGAUACAUUGUGGUUGUACGGACAGUACGACUGGAUGUCUAAGAAGGAUGGAUACAAGAUUUGCAACGAAAUCAACAGUUACACGAGAGACAAGAAGCAUGGCCAUGCCAAAUUCCGGAUUAUCAGUAACGCUGGCCAUCACUUAUACGUGGAUAACAGAAAGGAUUUUGAAUACCAGGUGAUGAAAUUUGUCAGAGGGGGAGAAACAAGGCAGCACAGUAGUAUGGGUGGAUCUACAAACUUCGAGGGCUCCAGUGAACCCAGUACUAUUAUCGAACCUGGUGAGUUUGAAUGA